This is a messenger RNA of Mangifera indica (mango), 1878 nucleotides long. Its product is annotated as cytochrome P450 724B1. The record is from RefSeq and is a predicted model, not a curated record. Bases 56 to 1489 code for a protein of 477 amino acids. Lineage: Eukaryota; Viridiplantae; Streptophyta; Magnoliopsida; Sapindales; Anacardiaceae. Gene Ontology annotation, biological process: sterol metabolic process. The transcript has 9 exons. Gene Ontology annotation, molecular function: oxidoreductase activity, acting on paired donors, with incorporation or reduction of molecular oxygen; heme binding; iron ion binding.
AUUUUGCAAACUACGCACAAGAGUAGACAAACUGUAGAUUUGUUUAAUUACUGCAAUGGAAGAUCUACUCUUGGUCAUUUUAUUUCUCUUUAUAGUUUUAUGUUUCUCUCUUCUUGGUGUCUCGCAUUUGUUUGCAAAACAAGAACGCAAAAACUUGCCCUCUGGGAGCAUGGGAUGGCCCCUCUGUGGAGAGACACUUGCUUUCCUCAGGCCUCAUAGAUCAAACUCUAUGGGGAAUUUCAUUCAGCAACAUUGCUCCAGGUACGGAAAAGUUUUCAAGUCUCAUCUGUUUGGUUCGCCAGCGAUAGUUUCCUGCGACCCGGCGCUCAACUUGUUUAUACUUCAGAAUGAAGAGAAGCUAUUUCAAGCCAACUACCCCAAGCCCAUGGUUGACGUUUUGGGAAGAUUGUCUCUACUCAUUUCGUCUGGAGAACUUCACAAGAAGCUUAGAAAUGUUGUUGUCAGUUUCAUCACUGCCUCCAAGUCAGCCCCACUGUUUCUUCUUCUUGUAGAGAAGAUGUCAGUCUCAAUGAUGGAUUCAUGGAAAGAGCGGAGGAAAAUUGCCUUCUACAAAGAAGCUAAAAAGUUUACGCUAGAUCUUAUGGUAAGAAAUCUUCUAAGUAUUGAGCCAGAAGAACCACUAGCCUUCAAAAUACUUGAAGAUUUUGAAACUUACAUGAAGGGUUUUGUGUCUUUGCCAAUAUAUAUCCCUGGGACAGCUUAUGCCAAAGCCGUGAAGGCUAGAGAGAGACUCUCUUUGACUGUGAUGGGGAUUAUAAGAGAAAGGGAACAAAAUAUUUCAAGGGACAGGGAAGGAGACUUCUUGGAUGUGAUUAUGGCGAAACAGAGCCUGAGCUAUGAAGAGACAGCGAGCGUAGUUUUGGAUCUCUUGCUUGGAGGCUAUGAGACAACUGCUAUACUAAUUGCUUUAAUUGUUUACUUUCUUGGGCAUGCACCCAAAGUUUUUGAACGAUUAAAGGAAGAACACCAAGCAAUAAGAAAAAGCAAAGAAGGUGGGAAGCCCUUGAACUGGGAGGAUUACCAGAAAAUGGAAUUCACCUAUAAUGUUAUACAUGAAGCCAUGAGAUGUGGAAAUGUUGUCAAAAUGGUACACCGCAAAGCCGUUAAAGAUGUCAUAUUCAAAGACUAUUUCAUUCCCUCUGGAUGGAAAGUUCUUCCCAUCUUUACUGCAGCACACUUAGACCCAACUCUUCAUGAAAAUCCUUCAGAGUUUAAUCCUUGGAGAUGGACUGAUCAUAAAGAAAUGAGCAGAAAGGUGAUGCCAUUUGGUGGAGGACUGCGAUUCUGCCCAGGAGCAGAAUUGGCUAAAGUAGAAAUCUCUCUUUUCCUUCAUCAUCUUGUCCUGAAUUAUAGGUGGAAAAUAAAAGAUGAUGAUGAUUUCCCAGUUGCCUAUCCUUAUGUAGGAUUCCCAAGAGGCCUGGUUUUGGAUAUUGAAGGAACAGAAGAGUUAGUGGGAAAUAAAAACUGAUUUGAUUGGGCUUCAUGAGCACAGUAGGCCAUGGUGUUCUUAUAGGUAGCAACAUAAAAGUAGGUUUAAAAUUUAAUUAUUUAGCUCUUUACCUCCUCUUUAGGGGGAAGAGACGGGUGGAGUUUCAUGAUUUUAUAUGCCCGUAAAGGAUUUUUUUUUUUUUUUUUGAAAUGCUAUUGGCAUAUCCAUCCAGAAUACCAUCUGUGAAAAAAACAUCUCUUUUCUCUCUUAUUGAAUUAUGAAACAUCAAACUCAGACCUGAAAGGAACAACAAACUGAUUUCGUUGUUUCAGGUCUGAAUUUAGAAGCAAGUCCGUCUUGGGAAAUUAGACUUUUUGCUGCUGAACCUCAAAAAGCUAGCUAUUUUCCAGGUUUCACCUGACGUUUUC